Messenger RNA from Lachancea nothofagi CBS 11611, 2412 nucleotides. The record is from the annotation of a GenBank genome assembly. Lineage: Eukaryota; Fungi; Ascomycota; Saccharomycetes; Saccharomycetales; Saccharomycetaceae.
AUGGACUACGUUACACAGCCGACACAACAAGCAACCCAGGCUACCCAGAAAUACAUAAUAGAAAAGUUUUCGCAAGAACAGAUAGACGAUGAUAUCGUUUGUCGAAUAAUUUGUACCAGUGGCCAAAUACCCAUUCGAGACUUGAAAGCCGAACUUAGGGAUGUUGUUCACAAGAGCGAAGCUAUCAAGAAGUCCUGGACCUUUGGCAGAAAUCCACAAUGCGACUACCAUCUCGGAAAUACUUCUCGGUUCUCUAAUCGGCACUUCCAAAUUCUAUUGGGUGAAGACGGGAAUCUCUUACUGAAAGACACGUCAACAAAUGGAACGUGGCUGAACGGCGAGCGCCUGGAAAAGGAUAGAAACCAGCUCUUGUCGCAAGGGGAUGAAGUCACUGUUGGAUGGGGAAUUCCACAAGACGUGGUGAGUUUAGUAGUGUUCAUCAACGAUAAAUUCAAGCAGAAGCUCGAGCUGGCCACACUACAAGGCUUUAAGUCAAGCAAGGGCAAGGGCUCGAAGCAUUCCUCUCCCAACGUACAGCUAACGGGAAUUCAUAAAGACUACUCGAUCAAGGACGAAGUUGUAGGUCAAGGUGCAUUUGCAACGGUGAAAAAGGCUAUUGAGAGAAGAACCGGCAAAACUCAUGCUGUUAAGAUUAUCAACAAGCGCAAAGUAAUGGGUAACAUGGACGGGGUAACUCGAGAACUCGAGAUUCUUCGAAGACUAGAUCACCCAAGGAUUGUUAGUUUGAAGGGCUUCUACGAAGAUAAGGACAGUUAUUACUUGGUAAUGGAGUUCGUCUCUGGAGGUGAUCUCAUGGAUUUUGUUGCCGCACAUGGAUCUGUCGGAGAAGACGCAGGUCGUGAAAUUACACGGCAGAUUUUGGAAGCUGUAAAGUACAUUCACGCAAUGGGUAUAAGCCAUAGAGAUUUAAAGCCUGAUAAUAUUCUCAUCGAACAAGACGACCCGGUAUUAGUGAAAAUAACAGAUUUUGGAUUGGCCAAAAUCCAGGGAAAUGGCACAUUCAUGAAGACAUUCUGUGGGACCUUGGCUUAUGUUGCGCCAGAGGUGAUUAGCGGCAAAAAUUCAGAGGAGAAAGAGGGCAACAAAUACUCGUCUUUGGUCGAUAUGUGGUCAAUUGGGUGCCUUGUUUAUGUCAUUUUGACCGGCCACCUUCCGUUCAGCGGCAGCACCCAAAAUGAGCUCUACAAACAAAUAAGCGCUGGAUCAUACCAUGAGGGACCACUCAAAGAUUACAGAAUCUCCGAUGAUGCCAGAGAUUUUAUAGAAUCGUUUUUGCAAGUUAAUCCACGAGAACGUAUGACAGCCGAGCAAGCAUUAAAACACCCAUGGAUCAAAGCUGCGGAAAGCUCCAGCUUCAUGGAUUCGCAAGUUUGCCUAUCGCAGUCAACGUCUCAACAGAGAGCCGGAGAAAGCAUGAGCGAUGCGCAGCAACAGUUUAUAAACAUGAGAGCACUUGAAGAACAGAAAAAAGAAGAGGAUGGACAGCAACAGCAGAGUGAAAAUCACGAACCGAGCCAAUCUCAGCAUCCAGUGUUCAAAAUUCCCGGUAAAGCACCCGUGAGAUUUACACAAUCGUGCGUACCGGAAAACUCCCAACCGGACAGCUUGAGAGAAGUAAGAACUGCCAAUUUCGACCCGAUUUAUUCUUCUUUGUCUAGUCACGAAAGCCAGCAGUCCGUGGCACCACAGAUACCGACAAGCAAGAUGAACCCGAGUCAAAUGGAUCGGGAUCCCGACCAUGAGGUAUGUAUCAACGCGGAGGGAGCGCCAACUAUGGGCGGCAAAUUCAUCACACUGCGAUCUACCGCGGAAAGCUCGAUAAAAGGCAUCAUCGACAUAAAGCAGGGAGUGAACCCGUUUUACAUAGGCAGAUCCAAGGAGUGCAGUUGCCAGAUCGAAGACAACCGGCUGUCGCGUGUACACUGUUUCAUUCUCAAGAAAAGGCACCCGAUCGGAGACAGCAUCUACGAGUCUCCCGCUCAGGGCCUGGAGGAUCUGUGGUACUGCCAUGCCGGAACUAACCUGAGUUACCUUAACGACGUUCGUCUCACACAGGGAACAAAAGCCCUGCUGCACGAAGGCGAUGAGAUAAAGAUUAUAUGCGACAGAGCAAACAAUUUCGUUAUUUCCUUCGUGGUGGAUAUCAACGACGCUACCGGGCUUUUUAAUAACGGCAAACCAUUACCAGGCCAGCAGCGUAGCGUAGAGCCGCAGGCCAGUGAUGAAGUGGCCCUAGCCACGAAACCAAUUCUGUCGAGAGAUUCCAGCGGAAGUCAACUGACGCACAAAAGAGCGUUGUCCACCGUUUCGAGCCAAGAGUCCAACAAAAAGGCCAAGAGAGCGAAGCUCGACAAGGCUGAUAAUACCUCGGGCAGCUUACAGUUCAUAUAA